UUCUGGAGCUGAGCCUCACCGGCAGCAAAGAGUACAAAAAUAACGAACGGUCAGAAUCUUUCAUUCCGAUUGAAGUUCAGAAUAAAUGGCGGGAUUAUCAGAUUUACAGAAGAGACCCGGCGGAAGGCCAUUAGGUCCGCCUUCUCGAGGUCCGCCGCCCCUUCAACCCGUUGAUCGCGAGAAGACCUGUCCUUUAUUGCUUCGUGUUUUUACUAAGAUAGGGAGUCAUCAUUCGAAGGAAGAUUUUUCUGUAAGAGGCAAGGAGCCCAAGGAUGAGGUUCAAAUAUAUACAUGGAAAGAUGCAAAUCUUCGGGAGUUAACUGAUCUGGUCAAAGAGGUGGCUCCAGCAGCAAGGAGAAGAGAUGCUAGACUUUCAUUUGCUUUUGUAUAUCCUGACAAAAAUGGUCGUUUUGUGGUGCGAGAGGUGGGAAAAACCUACUCCAAUAGAAAUGGAAAAUUAGACGAUAGCAAAGCGCUGGCUGAGCUUGGUUUCCAGAUUGGAGACUAUUUGGACGUCGCAAUUUUGUAAAGAAGAUUUUACUGGGAUUUUCAGUGGUGCAUUAUCAAGUUGAUUUCUGAUGGGUGAAUUUUCUCUGGAAAGUUAUGACCGAAAAAUUAAUCGUCUAGAGAUGGGGUGCUAGCAAAUGAUCUUUUUAUAAGUAGCCAGAAACAAGCAUCAUUGUAUCAUGUAGUUUAAAUUUGUUUAGGAUAUUGUUAAGCAGAGGGGAAUAUAAUAAACCCAACUUAUUGUUGUAUGUGUGCAUCAAUAAUAUAACUCUAGUGUGGUCUUUCCCUUUCAGAA
Mercurialis annua (annual mercury) is the source of this 802-nucleotide messenger RNA. RefSeq names its product histone deacetylase complex subunit SAP18. NCBI's taxonomy places the organism in Eukaryota, Viridiplantae, Streptophyta, Magnoliopsida, Malpighiales, Euphorbiaceae. Gene Ontology annotation, molecular function: transcription factor binding; transcription corepressor activity. Bases 86 to 529 code for a protein of 147 amino acids. The transcript has 6 exons. The record is from RefSeq and is a predicted model, not a curated record. Gene Ontology annotation, biological process: negative regulation of DNA-templated transcription. Gene Ontology annotation, cellular component: nucleus.